Euleptes europaea (tarantolino) is the source of this 1203-nucleotide messenger RNA. RefSeq names its product thyrotropin-releasing hormone receptor-like. Gene Ontology annotation, molecular function: thyrotropin-releasing hormone receptor activity. Gene Ontology annotation, biological process: phospholipase C-activating G protein-coupled receptor signaling pathway. The coding region runs from base 1 to 1203 and encodes 400 amino acids. The record is from RefSeq and is a predicted model, not a curated record. The transcript has 3 exons. NCBI's taxonomy places the organism in Eukaryota, Metazoa, Chordata, Lepidosauria, Squamata, Sphaerodactylidae. Gene Ontology annotation, cellular component: membrane.
AUGGAGAACAGCAGCAGCAGCAAUCCAGGGGACAACCCCACCAACAUCUCCCUGGCAAACAGCAAUGCCCUCUUUGCCAUGCUGGAAUAUAAGGCUCUCUCCGUCUUCCUGGUGCUGGGCGUCUGUGGAGUCGGCAUCGUUGGCAACGUCAUGGUGGUGCUGGUAGUUACCACCACCAGGGACAUGAGGACGCCAACCAACUGCUACCUGGUUAGCUUGGCGGUGGCUGAUCUGAUGGUUCUGGUUGCUGCCGGGUUGCCCAAUGUCUCCGAAAGCCUGACUGGAACGUGGGUCUAUGGGUACAUCGGCUGCCUGGGCAUCACCUACUUCCAGUACCUGGGUAUCAACGUGUCGUCCUGCUCCAUCACGGCCUUCACGGUGGAGAGGUACAUUGCAAUCUGCCACCCAAUGAAAGCCCAGGCCAUGUGCACAAUGUCACGAGCCAAGCGCAUCAUCGCUUUCAUCUGGGGCCUCACUGCGGUGUACUGCCUGCUCUGGUUCUUCCUGGUGGACAUCAACAUUGGCAGGAGCCGGCAGGUGGAGUGUGGCUACAAGGUCUCCCGCAACCUCUACUUGCCCAUAUACCUCCUGGACUUUGCCCUCUUCUUUGUCACCCCCUUGUUCCUGGCCACUGUGCUCUAUGGCCUCAUCGGCAGGGUCCUCUUCCACAGUCCUGUCCCGCACCAACCGGCUGCCCUCACUAAACGCUGCGGAGACUCAAAUGGCAAGGAGAGGAACGGCAGCUCCAGAACCAGUGUGUCCAUCUCCUCCAGGAAACAGGUCACGAAGAUGCUGGCUGUGGUUGUGGUCCUUUUUGCCUUGCUCUGGAUGCCCUACCGGACCCUGGUACUGGUCAAUUCCUUCGUGGAUCGCCCCUACCUGGACCGCUGGUUCCUCCUCUUCUGCAGGGUCUGUGUCUACGCCAACAGCGCAGUCAACCCCGUCAUCUACAACCUCAUGUCCCAGAAGUUCUGCCUCGCCUUCAAAAAGCUCUGCAAAUGCGGGGGGGAAGAGCCGUCGCAGCGGAGCUUCUACGUGGCCUCCAGCAGCUACAGCGUGAGGAGGGAGCCCAGCGUCCGGCGCCCAAGCAAAGGGGAAGCGGCCCCAUCGAAGUCGGUGAGAGAGAAGGACCCAGCUACCUUGGGGCCGGGGAUGACGACGUCACCCCACCAGGAGAAGGAGCUGUGUUUCAGCGUGGUUUGA